GCUUGUCCAAGUUGGAAUUUUCUUUCGCUCACUCCUUGAUCGACGUGCUCGGUGCAGAAAACGGGAAACAUGGGAAACAACUUUCUGGGAUGGAUUCUGACAUUUUGCAUGUUUUAUUCAGUGUCAGGUGAAGGUUGCUCCGUAAUACUGAAGCCCUCCAGGGUCGUGGUGGGCUUUGGAGAGCCGGUGUCAGUCAGCUGUGAAGCCACUUGCCCGGUACGUGUCCUGGGCUGGGAAUCAGCCAUCAGUGCUGCACAUACUCAGCAGGACCUGUCCAUCCAGUGGAAGGUGGACAGUCUCAUUGACUGGAUAGAGGAGCCCAUUUGUUAUGGGGUGUUUUUCACAGCCCCCAAACAAUGUGAGGAGAAACUCAACCUCGUCCUCUACAAAACCCCAGAUAGUGUCUCCAUCAGGCCUGUGAACCACACUGGCCCCAUGGUGGAAGGAAAAGAGUACCAGCUGCUCUGUGAGGUUCAAAACAUCGCUCCUGUUCAGUAUCUCACCCUGAGGUGGUACAGAGGGCAGACUGAGGUUUAUAACCACUCCUUCUCUGACCUCACAUCUUCUUCACCUGUCCAAGUGUCCUCGAUCCUCGUCAUCACGCCAACCAAAGCUGAGAACGGAGCGCAGUACAGGUGUGUGGCAGAGCUGGAGCUUGGACCAGAGGGACCACAACCACCUCCCUCUGUGACCUCGGAGCCUCUUAAUGCCUCUGUGUACUUUCCCCCAACUUUCCUCAGUCCCGAACCAGAAGUUCUGGACCUGACAGCGGGCGCUGAGAUCUCCUUAAACUGCACUGCUACUGGAAAUCCCACACCUGUGUACAGCUGGCAAUCCUCCCAUCCUAUUCAGGAAAGGAUGGAGGAUGAAGCAGUUCUUACCUCGUCCUCACUGCUCCCAGGGACCUACACUUGUACUGCCUCCAAUACUCUAGAGAAGAAGAGCAAGCAGUUCAUUGUCAAGGGCAAGACCAAAAGUGUUUGAAACAAGCGAUGUCGAGAUGGGAUCGGAUGACCACAUUGGACAUACGUGGAAAGUUCAACUAAGGGGUUUUUACUGCUGCUGCUUUGGAGAAAUGACAAUACGUUCAUAAUUCAACAGAUAUUUAUGAGGAUCUUGCUAUCAUCCAGAAGUAGAACUCAUAAAGAAAAAGAGUCGAAUAUACUAUAUUUGGUAACUGCCAUUUAAUUUGUCAGUAUUUUAACAUGAAUGUAUUCUAUGAGGUAGAUUGUUGGUUUAGAAUAUAGCUCACUUUUUAUUGCUUUCCAUGUGAUAUCCUGUAUCUAAUUUAUAUAUUUUGCUAGAUUUAUUUUCCCAUUAAUAAAAUGAUAUUGUAACAUCAUAAUAUAUAAAUGCGUAGCUAGACUUAAUAUAGCAAUGAUAAC
This is a messenger RNA of Toxotes jaculatrix (banded archerfish), 1385 nucleotides long. RefSeq names its product hemicentin-1-like. The transcript has 5 exons. Gene Ontology annotation, biological process: cell adhesion. Gene Ontology annotation, molecular function: integrin binding. The record is from RefSeq and is a predicted model, not a curated record. Lineage: Eukaryota; Metazoa; Chordata; Actinopteri; Toxotidae. Bases 70 to 984 code for a protein of 304 amino acids.